AUGUUUCUGCUGCUGCUUCAUCUGCUCGUGAUCUCUGGUCUUGGAGCAACAGGACAAGGCGGAGAGCUGCAAAGGAACAAGAGGAGAAUUCAGCACCUUUCCUAUCAAGAUAAAGAUUUGCUUGAAAGAGAGGGCCCUAGCAAGUUGCUGGUGCAAGAUCCUGUGGACUAUGAAGAAAUCCUAGAAGAACCAAGUUUAUUUGUAGCAGCCCCAGAGCUGGCAACAGAGAGCAGAAAGCAAGGAGAAAAAAAAUCAUCCAGAUUUAUCCUUCCAUAUGUAGAGCUUGAUGUGCACCGAGAUCUGGGAAGCUGGACUGCACCAAAAGAGACCUCCCAUUCUGAAAGCAUGAGACGCUUCCUACCUUCACACUCAGUCAACAAGAAGGAAGCUGAGCCCCCCUACAGGAAAGAUGCUAAAAAAUUCUGGGACCAUUUCAUGUUUAAAAAAAAUUCAGCUUCUGAGGAGGUUGUUCUGCCAAUCAAGACCAACGAUAUGUACCAGGAGACCUGCAGGACGCUGCCUUUUUCUCAGAGUAUUGUGCAUGAGAACUGUGAAAAGGUGGUGGUGCAGAACAACUUGUGCUUUGGGAAGUGUAGUUCCUUUCACGUCCCUGGCCCAGAAGAUCGUCUUUAUACCUUUUGUUCCCACUGCUUGCCUACCAAGUUCACCAUGAAACGCUUGGAGCUGAACUGCACCAGGUCUGUCGCUGUUGUUAAGGUGGUCAUGAUUGUGGAGGAUUGCAAGUGUGAGAUUCAGAAGAUUAAAGAUUCUGAUAUAGGACCCCUACAUUCAGACUUGCAUUCAAAUGUAUAUGAGCACAAUUAA
Terrapene triunguis (Three-toed box turtle) is the source of this 825-nucleotide messenger RNA. It is a transcript of the gene CER1, whose product is annotated as cerberus 1, DAN family BMP antagonist. Gene Ontology annotation, molecular function: morphogen activity. Bases 1 to 825 code for a protein of 274 amino acids. Lineage: Eukaryota; Metazoa; Chordata; Testudines; Emydidae. The transcript is spliced from 2 exons. The record is from RefSeq and is a predicted model, not a curated record. Gene Ontology annotation, biological process: determination of heart left/right asymmetry; signal transduction involved in regulation of gene expression.